Messenger RNA from Lactuca virosa, 1014 nucleotides. NCBI's taxonomy places the organism in Eukaryota, Viridiplantae, Streptophyta, Magnoliopsida, Asterales, Asteraceae. The record is from the annotation of a GenBank genome assembly.
CAUUUUUGAGGUCAACAUUAGAGCAAAAACAAAUGGCUUCAUGGGUAUUUUGCAUCUUCCUUACAGUCACCACAUUCGUCGUGUUUGAUUCGGUUUUGGUUUAUGGAGCGGGUUACACUGUCCCUCGCGCACCAACUGUGUAUCGCCCAAGUGCAUGGACUCUUGCACAUGCCACAUUUUAUGGGGACGAAUCCGCAUCUUCAACCAUGGGGGGUGCUUGUGGAUAUGGGAACUUGGUCACAAACGGGUAUGGUACAAAUACAGCAGCAGUGAGCUCAACAAUAUUCAGCAAUGGAUACGCGUGUGGUCAAUGCUACCAAAUAAAGUGUGCCCAAUCUCCAUGGUGCUCAAAAGGCAUCGCGACUGUAACAGCCACCAAACUUUGUCCACCCAACUGGUCUAAAAAUUCAAAUAGCGGCGGAUGGUGCAAUCCACCUCGAACCCAUUUCGACAUGGCUAAGCCCGCUUUCAUGCAAAUCGCCCAGUGGAAAGCCGGAAUUGUCCCUGUCAUGUAUCGGAGGGUCCCGUGUGUCAGGAAAGGUGGUCUUAGGUUUUCGUUCCAGGGAAAUGGUUAUUGGCUGUUGGUUUAUGUGAUGAACGUUGGUGGUGCUGGUGACAUUAAAAGUAUGUGGGUCAAAGGAACUAAGACGGGUUGGAUAAGCAUGAGCCAUAACUGGGGAGCAUCGUAUCAAGCUUUUGCGACACUUCGUGGUCAAGCAUUAUCCUUUAGGCUAACUUCUUACACAACCAAACAGACAAUAACAGCUUACAAUGUUGCCCCGGCUAACUGGAACCUCGGGUUGACUUACCAAGCUAAAGUCAACUUCCAUUGAUUUAUCAACAUGAUGUGUUAAUUUUUUUAAAAUUUUCUUUAGUGAUUUUCAUGCGACACAUUUUUUUGACGUUUAAGUUGUCGUAUAAUUUGUGAUAUUGAUUGUGGUACGUAAGUUUUUGUUACAGGAACAUCAUUGUGUUAUUCCUUUUUUAUGGUGUAGUUUUAUACUUAAUUGAAUA